Messenger RNA from Chara braunii, 3761 nucleotides. The record is from the annotation of a GenBank genome assembly. Lineage: Eukaryota; Viridiplantae; Streptophyta; Charophyceae; Charales; Characeae.
GGUGGGCUACCUGCAAGGCUACAAUGGCGCCCAAGAAAGGGAGGGGAGAUCAGCCAUUCGUUCCGGUUAGUAAAGACAAGCAGAGGGAGGAGGAGCUGAAGUUUUGCGGCUUUAAGUGGGUUACGAAGGGGCAGACGAUGCCGAAUUCGAAUGGCAAUUUCCUCAUGGAGUGCAAGCUGUGUGGUCAGGGUUUUCAGGGGAGCCAGACGAAAGCCGCACAGCACUUCACGAUCAAGAACAAUUGCCCCAAAAUCUCCGUGGAGCAGAUGGCGGAGAUAUGGAACAAGAAAAAGUACGGGUUCGAUCCAAGCCAUGCACGGAAGAUCAUGGACUUUCUGAAGUCUCGUGGGUUGCGAGACAACAUAUGUGGAUCGGGGAGGGAGCCGGCGGGGAAUGAGGAGUUUGAGGACAGCGAGGAGCGGAUGGCUGCCACCAUGACUGUGGAGCGGGAUGGUGCUGUUCAGGAGACAGCAGAGGCCGUAGUGGAGCAAUGGAAGGACGUGUUUGACAAGUUUGGUGUCGACAAGGUGAACGCCAUUUGUACUGAUUCCGCGUUUGCGUAUGUUGCUGCGUCCAAGCUCCUCGCCCAGGAGGAAGUCAAGUACAACCGCAUCACUUGGCUUCCGUGUGUGGUCCACGUCUGCAACUUGUUGUUGUCAGACAUCGCGAAGGAUGGGCGCGACGGGAGCCUCGGAAAGAGGGAGGACACCAUCAUCAGGGCUCGAGCUAUCGUGCGUUUCAUCGGAGAGCACGGGGCGGAUCUGAGCCUUUAUCGACGGUUCUCUGCCGCCCACCCCUCUUCCGCCUCCGCGGCGGCUGGUGGUUCGAGCUCUGCGCCACCCUCGUCUCAGCGGCGAGGCAAGGAGCUUGUGUACCCUGUGCAGACGAGGUUUGCCACCCACUACUUGAUGUUGGAGAGGCUGUUGGAUCGUCGCAGAGCGUUGGAGGCGUUGAUGAUGAGCGACGAUUGGCUGCGGACUGCAUGGAGGAGGUCCAUUUUUCUGCAGGCCAGAUGGGUGCGUCAUCAGGUGCGAUACGCGCCAUUCUGGGAGCACGUGGAGGACAUCGUGGCGCUCAUGACGCCAAUGAUGCAGUUGCUACGGCGUCUGGACAGGGGGGGUCGCGUGAUGACUCGCAUGUGGUCGUGGGGUUUUGUCAUGGUCGACAGGGUGGCGAGAGCAAGCCUUAACAGGACGUCGAAGGACGAGCUCCACAUCGUUGUUCAGGCUUGUCAGGUGCGGGUCGCUCAUUUGUUGGAGCCUGCACAUUGCACGGCCCACCUCCUCAAUCCGCGGCAGAGGAGCAUUACUUUUUUUGGAGCGGCGAGGCGUACCGACCACGAGCGGAUACUAGCAGACGAGUCGUUGCGAUACCUUCGCCAGCAGACUGGUGGUGACGAGAAUUUGUAUCAGACGUUGCGCACGCAGCUGGCGGAGUUUCAUUCUCGGGAGGGCGAUUGGACAUAUGGAGGGGCCGAAGGAGACAGGGAUGCGGCCGCCUGCAAAGGGGAGAAGGAGACGUCACAGCAUGGCGACCGAUGCAGUGGUGCAGGCAGGGGAGGCAGCGGGCCGGGUGUUGGGGGUGCAGGACGCUCAGGUGGUGCAGGGCAUGCUGGCACAGGAAAAGUAAGGCGAGAGUCUGCAUCGUCCACUCGCACUGUGCAUUGGGUUGAUGAGGAGAGGCCCGCUGAGGCAGCUGUGGUUGCUCCCUCCCCUAUGGAGGUUGCUCCCUCCCCUGCAGAGUUCGCUGCGGCGUUUGGGGAGGUUGCUCCCUCCCCUACAGAGUUCGCUGCGGCGUCUGCAGAGGGCGCAGCGGCGUCUGCGGAGGGUCCAGGCAGGUUUGCGGGUGGUAGUGGCAAUGCUGGAGAGGUUGGGAGGCCAUCUGCACAGGUGGUUGUCAGUUUCAGCGACAGCAUUUUUUAUGUUUCGUUAGGGCAUCCUCCGACACCGACAGGGGAGCGUGUCGGUGUCGAUGUGGACGCAGCGGCCACGCCCGUCAGUCAGAUACUUCGUGACAUACCUUCAUGCAGCACGGGCGACAUCAGUAGUAGCAUGUUGCAGGAGGCAGCAGAGGGGGCACCGGGUCGGUCGGGGCAGCACGAGCGUGCAACUGGGGAUGAUGGGGAGUAUCGACCUAUGCAGGAGCGGGCGACAGAGUCAGAGCAGGACAGGAUCGAACGCAAGGAGAGGAGGAGGGCGCAGGGGUUGGCUAGUCGCUGCGAGAUGACGCGGAGUGUUGCAUCAAGGGCACGUGUAGCGCGGAUGCUCGAGACCGGCGUUGAGGCAGAUGAUGCGGAGGGCGUUGAGGCAGGUGAUGCGGAUGCUCGAGACGGGCCUCGGAAUGACGCCGAGGAGAUGGGCUUGGUAUUCUUGCAUGCUCUCCCCUCACCGGACGGACCAGCCGCGUCCCCGCCGGACCCACGCAUCACUCACCUCUUGGACGAGUACGGAGACGUCUUCGAGGCUCCCACCGGAACGGUUCCGGAUCGGCCCAUACGUCACGGGAUCACUCUCGAGGUUGGCGCCAUCCCUCCGCGUGGAUGUAUCUACCGCAUGAGCGAAGAGGAACUCGAGGUGCUUCGCGCACAACUCGAUGACCUUCUCGACAAGGGCUGGAUUUGCCCUAGUUGCUCGCCAUACGGUGCACCUGUUCUCUUCGUCCGGAAGAAGAACAAAGAUCUACAGUUAUGCAUCGACUAUUGGAAACUUAAUGCACAAACUAUAAAGAACGCCGGCCCUCUCCCUCGGAUUGAUGAUCUCCUUGAGCGGUUAGGCGGCGUGACGUACUUCUCGAAGUUGGACUUGAAGUCAGGUUACCACCAGAUUGAAAUCCAGCCUCAAGAUAGGUACAAGACCGCGUUCAAAACGCGGUACGGGCAUUUUGACGUCCUCAUCUACCUCGAUGACAUCUUGGUCUAUAGCAGGACGUUGGACGAGUACAUCACACACCUUCGCGCCGUUUUGAAUCGUUUGCGACUGGCCAAGUACAAAGCGAACCGCGACAAGUGCGAGUUCGCCAAGCAAGAGCUUGAGUAUUUGGGCCACUAUGUUACGCCGAAAGACAUCUGUCCCUUAGCGGAGAAGAUCCAAGCCAUCGUGGAUUGGUCGGAACCCCGUUCGGAGUCUGCGCGUCGGGUGCACCGUAGUGUGGAGAUCGCGGCAGAAAAUGUAGGGGCCAUGUUCAGCACGAUCAUAAGGCAGAGAGAUGCGCUUAGGGACGAGGUGGACGAUCUGCAUGGAAGAAUAAACGACAUGUCAGAGAGCCUUGAGCAGGAGGGAGCGCGUAAUGUGCGCUUGCGUGAUAGGUUCGGCAAAGUGUGCAGAGAUAAUCUCCGACUGCGUCGUGAGAUGCAGCCUACAAGCAACGAUGAUGCAGAAAACCCGUCCUCAAAAGUGCCCGCAGUUGAUCGACCUGCACAGAAUAAAUCGGCAGGCGCAACGCAAGUAAAAUAUGUGUCCUUAAAAGAUAAGGCGUCUUCGUCGCAUUCGACAUUCGUUUCAUCCUAUAGUUUGUCUUCCAACAGCAGCUUGGACGAAGCACUGAGCAAUCUCCAUUUGCCAGACGCAUCAAACACGUCCUGUGACACUUUUAAAACAGCAUCCGCAUCAAGUUUGCAAGGUUCGUCUGUGGAUGACGAUAGUGAUGCAGGUAGUGGCGCGACAAAACCCCUUCGUCGCAGGAGAUGAUUAUGACUAUGUGCGUUUGCGCCUUCGUUCCAUUUGUUGGAUGGAACGUGAAGUGUACUAUGCAAUUCCAAUGUG